AUGUAUCAUCUGGCCAAGUCAUUGUACAUGUACGCCACAAGUAAAGAAGAAUACUCCGUCCUCCUCCUCGGGCUCGACAACGCCGGCAAAACCACGCUCCUGUCGCAAAUUAAAGCCCUCUACCAGCCACGGCCCGAUGGCGCGCCGGCGCCCAACCCCGGCAAGACUGUCCCGACCGUCGGCCAGAACGUCGCGACCAUCUCGCUCCCGGACAUGAACCUGAAGAUCUGGGACGUGGGCGGCCAGAUCUCCAUGCGCAACCUGUGGCAGAGCUACUACUCCAGCUGCCACGCGAUCAUCUUCGUGGUCGACAGCACCGACGUCGGCCAGGACCCGGAUAUCAGCCGGCUCGCGAAUCGACGGCCCAGCUCGGCGUCCGGGCCCGGAAACGACGCCUUCACGGAGGAGUCGGUGGGCAUUGACGCGCCGGGGAGCGAGUUCGGCCGUCUCGACGAGUGUCGCCAGGUGCUGGAGUCGGUGCUGCAGCAUUCAGAUGUGGCGGGCGUGCCGAUUCUAGUGCUGGCGAAUAAGCAGGACCGCGAGGACUCUGUCGAGGUGGUGCGGAUUAAGGAGGGGUUUGUGCGGAAGGUGUUUGAGGGGGAGACGGGCACCGCGCUGCGUGACAGUCGCGUGCUGCCUGUGAGUGCGUUGAUGGGGUCCGGGGUGCAGGAGGCCGUGGAGUGGGUGCAGAGUCGGGUGAAGUGGAAUAAGGAGGGAAGGCCGCCUAUCAUGAAGUGA
Molecule: messenger RNA, 738 nt
Organism: Aspergillus terreus NIH2624
Lineage: Eukaryota; Fungi; Ascomycota; Eurotiomycetes; Eurotiales; Aspergillaceae
Product: ADP-ribosylation factor family protein
Exons: 2
Coding region: 1-738 (245 amino acids)
Biological process (GO): Golgi to plasma membrane protein transport; intracellular protein transport; protein localization to organelle
Cellular component (GO): Golgi apparatus
Molecular function (GO): GTP binding; GTPase activity
Source: RefSeq, a predicted model, not a curated record